Messenger RNA from Rotaria sordida, 1056 nucleotides. NCBI's taxonomy places the organism in Eukaryota, Metazoa, Rotifera, Eurotatoria, Philodinida, Philodinidae. The record is from the annotation of a GenBank genome assembly.
AUGGCUCCUAUUCGAAAUUCUGCUGUUAUCUUUGCUGAAAUUCCUUCUGGUUAUCCAGAAGUUGGUAAGCAUAUUAAAUAUGUUAAAGAUCGAACAAUUGAUCUUGAUACUGUCGAUACACAAGGUGGUAUUGUCACAAAAAACCUUGUCAUAUCUAUUGAUCCAUACAUGCGAGGUCGAAUGAGAGCAGCUGACAAAAAAAGUUAUUCACCUCCAUUUGAACUUAAUCAACCAUUAACAAAUUUUUUUGUUGGAAAAGUUGUUAAAACUGAUAAUUCAAAAUUUAAAAUUGGUCAAUAUGUUUAUGGAUUUGGAGGUUAUGAAGAAUAUACAGUUCACCCAAAAGCUCAAACAGAUGCACUUCGAAUUAUAAGUAGUGAAGAACUUAAACUUGGUUUGCCUUUAACAACAUGGGUAGGAGCCGCUGGAAUGCCUGGACAAACAGCUUAUCAUGGAUUUUAUCAUAUUGGAGAACCAAAAAAAGGCGAAACCAUUUUCAUAACUGGUGCAUCUGGUGCUGUUGGUCAAAUUGUUGGACAACUCGCUAAACGUGAAGGUUUGACAGUUAUUGGAUCAGCUGGUUCAGAUGAUAAAGUAAAAUGGCUUCAAACUGAACUUAAUUUUGAUCAUGCAUUUAAUUAUAAAACGGCUGAUGCAAAAGCUGAACUUGCUAAAUUUGAUCCAUUGAAUAUUUAUUUUGAUAAUGUUGGUGGUGAUCAACUUGAAGCAGCACUUGAUGCUGCUGCUAAUUAUGCACGAUUUAUUGAAUGUGGAAUGAUUUCACAAUAUAAUCAACCUGAUUCUCAUGGCAUUCGAAAUCUUAUGGCAGUUGUUGGUAAACGAUUAAAACUUCAAGGUUUUAUUAUCUUAGAUAAAGCGAAAGAUCCAAGUUUUCAACAAGAAUUUUAUUCAAAAGUUCCAAAAUGGAUUGCUAAUGGAGAACUUAAAGUAAAAGAAGAUGUAACAAAAGGUUUAGAACAAGCUUCGGAAGCACUCGUUGGAAUUUUUCAAGGAAAAAAUUUUGGAAAAGCUGUUAUUCAAAUAGCUGACGAUUGA